Molecule: messenger RNA, 441 nt
Organism: Fusarium redolens
Lineage: Eukaryota; Fungi; Ascomycota; Sordariomycetes; Hypocreales; Nectriaceae
Product: ACT domain-containing protein
Exons: 1
Coding region: 1-441 (146 amino acids)
Source: RefSeq, a predicted model, not a curated record
AUGUCGCCAAUAGCCAAUGACCCGGGCGAGCUCUCUCUGGGCAAGCUCCUCUCAACUCUUACCCAUACGCUCCAUCCAACCACCUACGUCUUCGCCACGUUCACCGAUACCUCCAAUCUACCACCCCUGUCCGAAACGCAAAUGAUGUUCAAGGAGUCUGAGGGAAUCACUGUCAUUGUCAGCAAGGACUACGCAGAGUCACACAAGAUCGACUACUUCUUCCUCUGCAAAAUGAUCAGUCUCAAUGUCACAUCGAGCUUGGAAGCUGUCGGUUUCAUGGCGGUUAUCGCAACGAGAUUAGCGGCAAAGGGUAUUGGCUGUAACCCUGUUAGUGGGUUCUAUCAUGAUCAUGUCUUUGUGCCUCUUGGUCGGGAGGAGGAGUCUUCGGAAGUGUUGGCACGAUUAGCGGCGGAGAAGAGGGAGGAGGGAGAGAAGGCAUAG